Paralichthys olivaceus (Japanese flounder) is the source of this 1916-nucleotide messenger RNA. RefSeq names its product suppressor of cytokine signaling 1a (gene socs1a). The record is from RefSeq and is a predicted model, not a curated record. NCBI's taxonomy places the organism in Eukaryota, Metazoa, Chordata, Actinopteri, Pleuronectiformes, Paralichthyidae. Gene Ontology annotation, biological process: intracellular signal transduction; phosphatidylinositol phosphate biosynthetic process. Gene Ontology annotation, molecular function: 1-phosphatidylinositol-3-kinase regulator activity. Gene Ontology annotation, cellular component: phosphatidylinositol 3-kinase complex.
CAUGAGAUUCUCCAAAUAUCAGAGUUCAAAAGAAGUGAGAAAGGACUGCUCUAACUUGGUUUCACUUUCAAUUUAUCUUAAACUGGCUCUGUACCGCUAAACGUCUGUUCGAGGAAGUGGAUGCUGGGCGGAGCAGUAUAAAACCUCGAGAGGUGUUUUGCUUCUCUUCCACAGACACAGACGCGACGGAGAGCUGACAACCAGCGGCUCGGCAAGUGUCACAAGAAAACUGCCCGUGAGCCCCGCGCUGCGUUACGGAUUCCUGCAGGAUUUCCACCGCGCUCCCCGCAGCCUCCACGCGUCAGGAUUUACAGACACGCGGGUCUUUAAACGCCGCUGAUGUUGCAACAAAACGGAUGACAGUGGGGUGGUUAGAGAUGGGAGAGGGUCUGGGGCCUCUCUCCCCUGUAGGAUGGUAGCCGACAGCACAGUGGAAGGCCACGACAAGACUCAAUUGUCAAGCUUAUCGUCAUCGUCGUCGUCGUCAUCAUCAUCAGCAUCGUCAUCAUCAUCAUCAUCAUCAUCCUUCUCCUCAUCAUCAUCAUUGUCUUCAUCAUCAUCACUCCGCAAAGAGUCAGAGCACCUUCAGCUUCCGGCCGCUCCAGAGCCAAGCCCGAGAUUAGCGUCCGUCCCCUCUGUGUAUCUGACCCACUUCCGUACUUUCUCCUGCAAGGAGGACUGCAGGAUCAUCACAGACACCGCCGCCAAGCUCGAACGCAGCGGCUUCUACUGGGGCCCCCUGGGGGUGGAGGACGCCCAUCACAUGCUGCGGGACGCACCGCUGGGCAGCUAUCUCAUCCGAGACAGUCGACAGAAAGACAUCUUCUUCACACUGUCCUACCACGCCAAGAGCGGGCCGGUCAGUGUGCGCAUCGACUACAAGCAGAAAAAGUUCUCAUUGGCGGGCAACGAGCGCUCGUUCCAAACGCUCUUUGCCCUGUUGGAGCAUUACAUCAACUCCCCCAAAAAGAGCCUCAGCAUCCCAUACAGGAAAUGGAAGCCAACUUUGCAGGAAUUGUGCAGGAAGCGGAUCAUGGAGCUGUGCGAGGGAGGAAGUCUGGUGUCAGAGCUUCCAAUCACACACGUGGUCCAAGACUUCCUGUUGGAAUUCCCUUUCAAAUUAUGAGCAAUUUGUUGUGUAACAUUGUAACAGUACUGAUUUUAAUCUCAAGACAGCUGUAUCUACCAAACCCCAGUAAACUGGAGGCAAAGCCUGUCUGCUGUGUGUUGAUGGUGACAACUGCAUUUCCAUGGUUACACAUUCAUUCAUCUCCAGGAGAGGCGGCCUCCAGCUGGACAGGGUCCAUGCAUGAAAUUUCAACAUGCGCUACCUGUCGAGAAUCCACUUGCACAUUGAGCACAGAGCAACUUCUGCUCUUGAGGAAGCAUGAAAAGUUGGAAAAAACUGCAUUAAGAGAAACCGCCGGACAGAAUGGAGCCGUUACGGACACACAAGAACCGGUGGGCUCAACUGUGACCGUCCUACUGGAAAGUGUAACGUCUGCUGUUGCACAUUUGUGGCCACCAGAACCUCCCAACUGUUUAAAAGUGGACUGUGGAAAGACAUUAAGAGCAUCAACAGUGUGGACCGGUAGAAAUGCUUUGUCAUAUUUGAGGGUACGAUUGAAACUGUCAUGGCGGUGAUGGGAUUUAUUCUUGUAGCAGAUUCAAGAACUCUAAUGUUAUUGAAUGUUUACAUCACAUGUGAAUGUUUGCCAGCACUGAGGUCUGGUGUCAAGUUGUACUGUAUGUGGAGGUCUCUCCCCUCCUGAACAAUUGUCUCUGCCGGGCAGAUAAAUAGGUGUUUAUAGAGUCAAACAUAUAUAAAUGUAUUGAUCAUCACAGGGUUUUCCAUUGAUAUAAUAUUUUUUCAUUUAACAUAUUUAAAAAAAAUAAAACGACUGACUUUAAACUGA